AUGACGAGCGACGAGGCAAUAACUGAUUCAUCCAGAAGUUUGCACAGUUCACACUCUGAGCGAGCUCGAUUCGGCAGCGAUUCUGGUCUCAGGAUGAUGUUUUCGUUCACAGUGAUGACGAACGAAAGAGAGGAAGGGAGAAAGGGAGAGGACAGAGGGAAGGAAAGAGAGGAUUGGGGCGAGAGAGGGCCGCCACCGGCGUCGAGUGUGCUUAACACUCUGUAUAUUGUGCACUAA
Molecule: messenger RNA, 237 nt
Organism: Angiostrongylus costaricensis
Lineage: Eukaryota; Metazoa; Nematoda; Chromadorea; Rhabditida; Metastrongylidae
Source: the annotation of a GenBank genome assembly